Dentiscutata erythropus is the source of this 3448-nucleotide messenger RNA. Lineage: Eukaryota; Fungi; Glomeromycota; Glomeromycetes; Diversisporales; Gigasporaceae. The record is from the annotation of a GenBank genome assembly.
AUGUCAACUCAUCAACUUGAUAUCUUAAACAAGGUUCUCCAACUUCUAGAAGGAGAAGAAAAAGUUGUUCUUGGUUCUCAAAAAGAUUUAUUUUUAAUCUUGGGUGUUACCGGUUCGGGUGAUGAAAGCAUUCAAUAUGGAAUAGUAUCGAAGACCAUUUUUCCUGAAUUGAUUGUUGAAGACAAUGAUGUUUUUUGUGAUUGUCUGGGAUUUGAAGACACAAGAGGUGUUGAUAAGAAUAUCUUGAGUACAUAUUUUAUCAAAAAGGUCUUGGAUCAUGCAGAAAAGUUGAAAAUUAUUUUAACUGUGGACGGAACAUCAUUCUUUGAUAGAAUCACCUUUACAAGGUUGCUUAAACAUAUAAGUUCUUUAAUUAGAAAUGUUGGUAAAUUUUUAAAUGGAAUGAUCUUGGUGCUUACAAAGGUGGAUACUAGAAGCCAAACCGAUAAAUCUUUUAAAAGGGAUGUUGCAAACUUUUUAAUCGAAGUGAAGAAAAAUGCUUCAACCGAACUUGAAGGACCUGAUAUUUCUUUUGAUGAAAAGAAAUUAUAUGAAGAUACAAAAAUAUUAAUUGACACUCUUUUAAUUCAAAAUAAUGAAAACUAUAUUAAGCUUGGUCUUUUUAAAAAACCCAAACAAGAAGGAAAUUUAUUUGGAAUUAACACCUUUAAAAAAGACAGAAAAGACUUAUUAUUUACACUUAAAGAAAACGUUUCUUUUAUUAUUAAAAAUGAAACAGAUUUUGAUUUUACUAUAUCCGAAGAAUCAAAGAAUAAGAUCACCGAUUUAAAUAAAAUAAUGAAUGAAUGUAUCGAAAAACACGUAUUGAGAUUAGGAAACGAUCUUGAACAUUAUUUUGAAAAUUACAUUCGAUGGUCUAAUAAUAUUUACAAACUAAAAGAUGAAUUAGAAAGAAUUGAUAUAAUAGGUUUUAAAGAAAACCUUAGACUUUUAAAAACCCCUAAAAAAUUUGUACAAGCCAUUAUAAAAAAUAAAAUUGUAAAAUAUGGAUCUUACAUAGAUUUUUUACGACCCAUUCAAAACAAUGAAAGCAAAGAAUUGAAGAUUCAUGUUGACAAAGAUAAUUUUACUAAAUUCUUGGAAAAAGUAAAACCGCCUUUUCUACCGUCGAAAUAUGAAUAUAUUACACAAAUACAAGUUAAUGAUUUAAGAAUUAAUGAAUUGAAUCAGCUCUUAAAGAUCACCUUAACACCUUAUUUUGAAAUAAAAAAUGAAGAUAAAAAUUUGAUUAUAAAAGGAGAUUAUAUCGUUUUAAGUAAAAUCGAUGAUAAAUAUUUUACAAACAUCAAAUCCAUUAAAGUUUUUUGUUUAAACACAUUAUUUAUAGACACAAAUUUAUAUGGAAAAAAAUUUCAAGGAGUUACAAUUACUUGUAUUUCACUAUGUUGGAAUAUAAUAGAUAAACGUUUAAUAGAGUUGAAUAGGGCUAUGGGUUUACCACAUUCCCCAUCUAAAGCUGAAAACAGAAGAAAUGGUAGAACUAAUGUUCAAUUAUUACACGGUAAAGAUGGAAGACCAGGUUUGCCUGGUGAAACAGCUGGAUGUUUUUUUGGAAUUGGCCGAGAAUUUAUAAAUAGAAAUGAACUAAUUAUUAAUGCUGAUGGUGGAAAAGGAGGUCCUGGACAACAUGGUAGUGAUGGAGGAAGAGGUCAAGAUGAAGAGAAUUUUAAGGUUUAUAAAUUUUCUAAUCGAAGAAUACAAAAAAAAAUAUUAGAUGCAUUUUAUUAUUCUUCACCGUAUCCUGAUUUUGAUUAUAAAUUUAUAUCUGAAAGUAAUAAUACAAGGGAUAAAUACCCUGGAGAAAUGCCUGGAGAUAUACCAAAUGUAAAUCCAACAAAAUAUAAAGAAAUAAUAUUUAAUGUUUUUGGUAAAUCUGAAAUUCAAGGUGGUAAUGGUGGUAAUGGUGGUAAAGGCGGAAAAGGAAGUUACAGUAAAAUUAUUAAAAUAAUUAAUACAUCAAAUAUAAAAGAAUCAACAGACCGUACUUCAAACAAACAUAAAAAAGGUGAAAAUGGAAUUGGAGGAAAAGGUGGAGAAGGUGAAAAAAUUGAAUGGAAUAAAGAAGAAGACAUUAUCAAUAAUGAAAAAGCUGAAUCAGGUAAAGACGGUGAAAAGGACAUUAAUGAAAAAGAUAUACAACUGCCUAAAGAAUGUUUAAAACAAUAUAAUUUCGCAAUCGAUAUUAAUAAUUAUAAAAAAUAUCUAAGAUUGGAAUUAGGUAAUCGCAUAAAACAAGAGUUUCUUGCUUCGUUUUAUCUAGAAUUGGAUAACCAUCCUGUGGUUAGAGGUGUUUAUGACACCUUAAGAUUUUUUGAUGAAUUUCAGGAAUUAGAAAAUCAAUUUUAUUAUCUAACAGACGAAUUGACAGUUGAUACUUUACCUUUUUACGAAUCAUUUCUUACACGAAUCAAUGAAUAUGUAAUUCCAAAUAUUAAAGGACAAUACCAAAACUCUUCUGCACAAAAUGAAUUAACAUCUACUGAACAAAAAUCUUACAAGAAAGCUCUCAAUUAUCUUUACACCACAAUAUUAAGUAAAAUUUGGAGUUUGAAAAUAACAUCAUCUUAUCUAGUCAUAGAUAUAUAUAAAUAUUUUAAAUUGGUUACAAAAAAUAUCAAUUUAUUGAAAGAGAAAGAAGAACAAGUUGUACUUGAUCAAUAUAAAAAUGAUUACAAAAAAAAUAUCGAUGGCAAAAUUGAAGAAGCGAAGACCUUUAUUAAGGAAUGUAUCAUUCUUGAGAUAGAAAAUGUUAGCAAUGAACUGGAUAAAAAAAUAGAAGAUUUAGUAACUGAAACGAUAAAAUUACAAAAAAAGGUUGACAAUAAAAGCCAGAAAUUGGCAAAACAACAAGAAAAAUUAAAUAAAUCUUUAGUGUUAAGAAAGAUAUUUGGUGUAUUAAAAAUUGGAAGUCAAGUGGCAAGUUUUAUUGGACCCAUAGGAACUGCAGCUGGUGCAGUGAUUGGAGGAGUUGUCAUGGUUGCCGAGACAAUUAUACUAGAUGAUACUAUUCAUGAAGAGAUAUCUAAAGAGCUUGAAAAUCAUCCUGAAAAAUUAUCAGAUUUAAAUAAUAGAAUAAAAGGAAUACGUAGUAAUUUGGAAAUUGAGACAAAUCGUGGUGAAGAAUCAGAUCAAGAAACCAUAAAUAAAAUACAAAAAGAAUUAAAAGAAACCUUGGGAAAAAAAGAGAAAUCAUUAAAAAAAGAAGGUUCUGAUGUUGAUCAAAACACGAAAGAUGCAUUGAAAGUAGUAAAUCAUUUUAAUAAUGCAUUGAGAAUUUCCGAACUAAGCGUUGACUCUUAUAAUAAAUAUAAAAUGGACGAACAUAAAUUAGAAAUAAUAGGCAAAACUUUACAAGAAAACAAUAUCGAGUUUCAACGUUUAAAAGAUUACGAAAAUACAAUAUAUCAAAAUAUCAUUCCUAUCACUA